CACGACCGUCGCUCGCUCGCCUCACUUGCGCUCACCCCCCGCCGCCAAUCAAUGCACGUCAAACGACACGUUCCGACCGCGACGUUCUAUCACCUCACCGCCUAUGACGAAAGAAGAUCUAUGCCCUCCCACCCUGUCGCUCCUUCCGCCACGCUCUUUACGCCGCGCUGGCGCUCGACGGGCCAGCGCCCCCCAACCCAAGCCUGGUUCUCGACGAACCAGCUGCGUGCGUAGGUGCCACCACCUCCACAUCGUCUCCUCUCCUCUCCCCAUCUCGUUUCCUCCUCUCCUCUUUAUCUCCUCUAACUCUAUCUAUGUGUGUCAAUAUAUAUGUACUCUGCCCGGGCGUGACCCGCGGUAGUCAUUCAUCCUCUUUUUCUCUUCUCUUCUGAUUCAUUUGACUUGACUUUUUGGACCCGGCCGCAUCUACCCACCAUCAUCGCAUCGACCAUUCACAUACG
This is a messenger RNA of Schizophyllum commune H4-8, 461 nucleotides long. RefSeq lists its product as uncharacterized. The transcript has a single exon. The record is from RefSeq and is a predicted model, not a curated record. Bases 104 to 361 code for a protein of 85 amino acids. Lineage: Eukaryota; Fungi; Basidiomycota; Agaricomycetes; Agaricales; Schizophyllaceae.